Olea europaea var. sylvestris is the source of this 1206-nucleotide messenger RNA. Its product is annotated as probable ribose-5-phosphate isomerase 3, chloroplastic. Bases 85 to 942 code for a protein of 285 amino acids. Gene Ontology annotation, biological process: pentose-phosphate shunt, non-oxidative branch. Gene Ontology annotation, molecular function: ribose-5-phosphate isomerase activity. The transcript is spliced from 2 exons. Lineage: Eukaryota; Viridiplantae; Streptophyta; Magnoliopsida; Lamiales; Oleaceae. The record is from RefSeq and is a predicted model, not a curated record.
ACAAGUCCAACCCCUUUCACUGGAAGAUUAGGUAAGAGAGGAGCACACACCAAAUUCCACACCAACCUCCCAUUUUCGCUUCCCAUGGCCACCACCUUAUCCCUCCUCUCUCCCACAUCACUUUCCUCCGUUAACCACCGCAAUGCCACCCGCCGCCUUAAUCUAGGUUCUUCAUACCUUAAUCUGCGGUACCCUUCUAAAUUCGUCAUCAAAGCCCUGUCCACUCCUCCCUCAGUAUUGACCCAAGAUGAUCUCAAGAAACUUGCUGCUGAUAAGGCCGUGGAAUACGUUAAGAGCGGUAUGGUUCUUGGGUUGGGUACAGGGUCCACUGCCGCCUUCGUGGUGGCCAAGAUUGGCGAGUUGAUUAAGUCCGGCGAGCUUACGAAUAUUGUGGGUGUGCCCACCUCGAAGAGGACUCAGGAGCAAGCUGCUAGUCUUAACGUUCCAUUGUCAACCCUCGAUGCCCACCCUCAUCUGGACUUGGCCAUUGACGGAGCAGAUGAGGUUGACCCAGAUCUUGAUCUUGUCAAGGGUCGCGGUGGGGCCCUUUUGCGCGAGAAGAUGGUCGAGGCCGCCUCGGAUAAGUUUGUGGUUGUGGUGGAUGAAUCGAAGCUGGUGGAUGGUCUUGGUGGGUCGGGCCUGGCAAUGCCUGUGGAAGUGGUGCAAUUCUGUUGGAAGUACAAUUUGGUGAGACUGCAGGAGUUAUUCAAAGAAGAAGGGUGCGAAGCGAAGCUGAGAUUGGAUGGUGAUGGGAAACCUUAUGUGACUGAUAACAUGAAUUACAUUGUGGACUUGUAUUUCAAGACGCCCAUAAAGGAUUCGGCUGCUGCCGGGAAGGAAAUUGCAGCUUUCGAAGGGGUGGUUGAGCAUGGAUUGUUCUUGGAUAUGACUACUGCUGUCAUUAUUGCUGGCGGAGAUGGAGUGAGUAUAAAGUCCAAGUGAUGAAAAAAAGGUGAGGAAGUGGCUUCUUUGAAAAUGGUUGGAAUUCAGGAAAUUUUGACUGCGUUUCUUUGAUGAAAUUAUUGUGCAUUAAUUUUGUUGUAACUUAAUAGCAUGAGCUGGAAGUAUAGAUGCAAAUAAGUAAAAAGAAAAUAUUAACUAAUUGAAGAAGGACCUACACAUCAUUUUAUGCUUUUAAUUGUUUAAGAUAUAUUCCAGCCUAAAAUUAAGUGCAUAAUGCUUGAUUUUGGUUGAUUUGUUACCGUA